This is a messenger RNA of Aspergillus ochraceoroseus IBT 24754, 2167 nucleotides long. Its product is annotated as cytochrome P450. NCBI's taxonomy places the organism in Eukaryota, Fungi, Ascomycota, Eurotiomycetes, Eurotiales, Aspergillaceae. Bases 143 to 1774 code for a protein of 543 amino acids. Gene Ontology annotation, molecular function: oxidoreductase activity, acting on paired donors, with incorporation or reduction of molecular oxygen; heme binding; monooxygenase activity. The record is from RefSeq and is a predicted model, not a curated record. The transcript has 4 exons.
CCACCGCCACACCAACUGACAUAUCUCGAGAUCGCAGCCUACGGAGUAUACCCAGAAUUAUUUAAAUUCUGCUGUAUCCAACCUGAAUAGUCUUUGAAGCUGAGUGGAACCGUCUCCCCCUAGUUCCAUAUUUCUCCACAAUAUGGAGGGUUGUGUCUACCUGACAGGCCUCGCCACGGGCAUCAUUACCCACAUCGCCUACCUCCACCAUGGAGAGCACCAUAAGUACGGGUUGGCUUACUUACUGGCAUUUCUUGCGGCAGUCACCUGCAGCGCCUACCUCCUGGUGUUCUUGUACGACCAGCUAUUUCGCCAUGCCCUAUUCCAGAGUCUCCAAUUCUACGCCGCCUACCUUGCGGGUCUUUACUCCAGUCUGCUCGUCUAUCGCAUCUUCCUGAACCCAUUGAAUAAAUUUCCCAGCAGCUUAGGCACCCGAAUCUCGCUCUGCUUUUUUUCAUUGAGACUCAAGGACUUGGAUAGUUUCCGACAGCUUCACAGACUGCACAAGAAACAUGGCCACUUCGUUCGUUUGGGGCCCUCGGAUGUGUCCAUCACACACCCCGACGCCAUUCUCGCUAUCCAUGGUCCUGGGUCGCGGUGCACCAAAGCAAGUCAAUACGAUAUCGUGAGCUCAUUCAAGUCUUUGCAGACACUACGGGAUAAGGGCGAACACGCCCAACGCAGACGGUUGUGGAGUAGCGCAUUUGGGGAAAAGGCACUGCGGGGAUACGAGCAUAGGAUUCGGGGCCAUCGACAACGAUUCAUGAACCGCAUCAUGGAAAAAAAGGGCAACCCCAUCAAUAUCACCGACUGGUUCAUGUGGUACAGCUUUGAUGUGAUGGGGGACUUGGCCUUUGGCCAGCACUUUGGUAUGCUCGAUAACGGCCAGCAACAUUGGGCCAUCCAACUGUUGUUUGAUUCGAUACAUUAUCUCGGAUAUAACCUCCCUUCGUGGAUGUUUAUCCUGCUGAAUGAUAUCCCCGGGGUUAACAGGGACUGGUGGCGGUUUAUUGGGUACUGCCAGCAAACCCUGGAGAAACGCUUACAGCACUCCGCUACGGAUCCAGAUUUCUGCGCAUCGUUUCUGGCGCCCCUGCAAGGGCGAAAGCCGAAUACCUCCGAGAUGAAUUUGCUGGUCGGAGACACACAGCUACUGAUUAUAGCAGGAAGUGAUACUGUGGCAAUAGCUCUCACUAGUAUUAUUUACCUGCUCUGCCAGAAUCGCGAGCACAUCGAGCUCCUUCGCUACGAGUUAGCUCCUCUGAUGACGGACCCGACGGGGGAAGUGCUCCACGAAAAAAUCGCCCACCUGGACCACCUCAACGGGGUCAUAAACGAAGGCCUCCGACUAUAUCCGCCCGUUCCUACCGGGUUCAUCCGAUUAACACCCCCGGAGGGAAUCACUAUCGGCGGCACUUAUAUUCCCGGGCACACCAGCGUACAAUGUCCGCUCUACGUGAUUGGGCGAUGCGAAGAAAUCUAUCCGCAGGCUGAAACGUUCCUCCCUGAGCGGUGGUACAGAUUUCCCGACAUGGUGAAGUAUAAGAAUGCAUUUGCGCCAUUUGCUAUUGGUCCCUACAGCUGUAUUGGAAAGCCCCUGGCGCUGAUGAAUAUCCGCACUACGUUGGCACGAAUGAUCUACGAAUUUGAUUUUGGGUUCGCUCCGAGCGAGGACGGGACGCAGUUUGAGAAAAAUGCUGUGGAGCAUGUUACUUUCUCCAUGGGGGAGUUGAAACUGGGGUUUACCCCCAGGAAGAACGCUGAUCAAUUUUGAGCUUGGUGAUAUUUUCCCCAGGUCGUCUGCGAGUUAGACCGAAGUUGGAAAUAGAACGAUGUGUAUUAUAAUAAUAUCGGGAUUGUCACAUGUACAUAAUGGAUAUACACUAGAUUUCUUCCCGGGAAGUAACACACCCCCCAUUCCGAACUCCUUUCAAGGGGAGCCCCUACCUACCUGGUGGAGGAACGAGGGAAAUUGAUGGCAAGUUGCUGCGAUCGGAUUUGGGACGGGUAGUAGAACUCAGAGCAACGGUCUAAUCUACUUGAUCACAGGAAGAAGUGGCUUCCGGAACAGGUUGUACGAGACUCCGCGACAGGAUGCCUACAUAAUUCGGAGCUGGCGUCACUAGGUUCUUGAUAUAGCAUACGGAGCCACCUGGGUAGGAAUAUA